This is a messenger RNA of Aethalodelphis obliquidens (Pacific white-sided dolphin), 2146 nucleotides long. RefSeq names its product WD repeat domain 88 (gene WDR88). Lineage: Eukaryota; Metazoa; Chordata; Mammalia; Artiodactyla; Delphinidae. The record is from RefSeq and is a predicted model, not a curated record. The transcript is spliced from 11 exons. Gene Ontology annotation, molecular function: protein binding. Bases 490 to 1944 code for a protein of 484 amino acids.
AUGUGGGAUCUUCCGGGACCAGGGAUCGAACCUGUGUCCCCGCUUAGGCAGGCGGAUUCUGUACCACCAGGGGAGUUCCAAGAGGUGACAUUUUGUUCUUUGGUAUUUCAUUGGCAUUAUGACAGGUGUUUCCCUCACGUGCUUCUAUAUUUUGUGUACCUACCCCUAACAGCUGCAUCUUAAUUAAUCCUGGGCACAUUCUAUAAUUUAUGGACCGUUUCUCUGUUGUUGACGGUGAAGUGGGUUGGCCAGGAGGCCCCUACAAAGGCAGAAGACACAGAUCAUUCCGGGAGGCGGAGCCAGGAAGACCCUAAGCGAGGCCGCGAGGAUGGGGCCGCCGGUUUCACACACUUGGCCAUUUUUCUGUGGCUAACCGUAUUGGGCGUUGAGCGGAAGCAGCGAGAUCUCCGGGCUCAGGAAGGGCGCGCGGGUCCUAAGGUGGGGCGCGGGCGCGUGGCGCCACCGUUCGUGGCCAGGCCGGGCUCCGAGAUGGCCUCCCAGCCCCCGGGCGCCCCCAGCUCCGCAAAAGCCCUGGACCAGGACGGGAAGACAGCGCUCCGGAGAAGUAACGUGCAGCUGUCCUCGCUCCACAUCCGCGACGGUGCGCAUCGGCCCCGCAAGCUGCCCUGGGUAGCCCUGGUCAGGGCCUGCGGCCGCUUCAAGCUCUUGCUCUUGGAGGCGCGGCGGGGCCGGCUGCUGUCCUCGCUUAACCCCCUGGCCGUGGGCAAUGACUUGCCACCGCCGAAGAAGCACUGGAUGCCUGAGAAGGCAGCGUUCUGGGGCGACCAGGAACCCCUCUCCAAGAUCCCAUUUAAAAUUAUGAGGGGACACCAGCACAUUGUGAGUUCCUGUCACUUCUGUGUGGAUGACACAAAGGUCCUCAGUGGCUCCUAUGACUGCACCGUGAAGCUGUGGGAUGCCGUGGAUGGAUCUGUUGUUCGGAAUUUUGAGCCGGGGCCCGGAGCUCCUGUUUUAGAAUGCAGCGUCACGGCUGACAGCAGAAGAAUUAUUGCAGCAUCUUACGACAAAACAGUGAGGGCUUGGGACCUUGAAACAGGCAAGCUGCUGUGGAAGCUCAGUCAUGAAACCUUCAUAGUCUCCUGUAAGUUUUCCCCCGAUGGUAAAUACGUGGUCUCAGGCUUGGAUGUGGACCAUGGAAUCUGUAUAACAGACGCGGAAGACACCACCACCGUGUCCCACAUCAAAGAUCAUCACAGGAUGUCGGUCACAGCGUGCUGCUUUGACCCAGACAGCCAGAAGGUGGCUUCCGUCUCACUGGACAGGAGCAUCAAGAUCUGGGAUGUGACAUCCCAGGCCACGCUGCUCACCAUCACCAAAGCACACACCAAUGCAAUCUCAAACUGCUGUUUUACCUUCAGUGGCCAUUUCCUGUGUACAAGCUCUUGGGAUAAAACCUUAAAAAUAUGGAACGUCCAUACAGGGGAGUUUCGAAACCGUGGAGCCUGUGUGACUCUGAUGCAGGGUCAUGAAGGUUCUGUGAGCUCCUGCCACUUUGCCAGAGACACCUCUUUGCUUGUGUCUGGAGGGUUCGACAAGACUGUGGCUAUUUGGGAUGUAGGAGAAGGCUACCGGAAGCUCUCCUUGAAGGGCCAUAAUGACUGGGUGAUGGAUGUUGCCAUCAGCAACAACAAGAAAUGGAUCCUGUCUGCUUCGAAGGAUAAGACCAUGAGACUAUGGAAUAUUGAAGAAAUUGACCGAAUUCCUUUGGUAAUCGAGUAUAAAAAGGCCCGGGGCUUAAAGCUGAAACAGUGUGAAGAAUGUGACAGGCCUUUCUCCAUCUACGAAAGUGACAUCUUUUCUGAAACAGUCACCAAAUGUGUGUUCUGCCGGUUCGAUGCAAAAGACUUGUCAACAGAGGCCUCACCAUCAUCAGAGGGGGAGGUCUCACUGUCAAGGGAGUGCAGCCUGGGUGAGGAUGGCUGAUGGCCACUGGAGCCUUUGGGUGACUCAAGCACAGGCCAUCUGUCAUAUAGGUUUCGGGGCUCUGCACAGGCCUUUCUCUGGGGCCCCUCCCCAGCGGGUGGGCCUGUCAGGCUGGGGCAGGGGCCACGCUCUGGCUGGGCUCCCACCACUGUGCCGCCUCCUCAGUUCCACAGCCCCUUGGGGAUCCCUCUGUCUUUAGUUU